CCACCGAGGAGCAGCAACGGGCCGAAGCCCGAACCCGGACCCCCGCCGUUUCCAGGGAAACCCAUGGAAACCAGGGAUCCACAGCACUUCCGUGAACACAGCACUAUGGGUAGUAUUGGACCAACGAAACAAAACGUACUUGACCAUGAUGCAAAUUGACUUGAUUUAACUGUCUAUACUGAUGAACGGUUGGGUCAGAAAACAAACAAUUGAUAGUUGUACUGAAGCUGCCUCCCCUCCACUGAACUGGAACAAUGAAGAGAUUCCGAAGACAUGGGCAUGAGCUUAACCGAGAGCGCAUCAAACAGGACCUGUUUCAAUUUAACAAGACUGUGGAGCAUGGAUUUCCACAUCAGCCCAGUGCUCUUGCUUACUGUUCAAGUCUCCAGCUCAUGGCCAUUGGAAGCCGUUCAGGGGCCUUCAAGAUCUACGGAGCACCUGAGGUGGAGAUCAUGGGCUUGCAUGAGGAGAAUGCAGCGGUUACCCAGAUUCACUUUCUACCAGAACAGGGUCAGUUGGUGACACUCUUGGAUGAUAACAGUCUGCAUUUAUGGAAACUGAGGAAAAGCCCAGAUGGACUGAGUGUCCUAAAGGAAGAGUCUCAUUUUGAUCUAAGAGGACAACCUGGUACUCCACCAAGUGUCACUACAAUAACUGUUGUCCUCCCUCAUUCGUCUGGUGAUGUGCUGUUUCUGGGGACUGAAGGUGGCUGUGUAUUUGUAGUGGAACAUCCAUCCUUCAGAGAGCAGGAAGAGAGAACCAUCAGCCAGGAGGCUGUUCUACAGAAAGUGCCCGAUGAUUAUCGAAGUAAACGUCCACUAGGAUCUGUGGAGGCCCUGGAGGAGAACCCAAGAAACCCCCAUCAGAUACUGAUUGGAUAUAGCAGGGGCCUUAUCAUAUUGUGGGAUUUGCAGACCAGUGAAGCAACACAUCAGUUUCUGGGAGAUCUGCAGCUGGAGAAUGUGACCUGGCAGAGAGAUGGGCGGCAGAUCAUCAGUUCCCACAGUGAUGGCAGUUACUGUCAAUGGCCUAUAUCGAACAAUGAUCGAUUGCCACAGCCUUUAGAAAACAAAGUGCCUUAUGGUCCCUUCCCUUGCAAAGCAAUUCCAAAGAUUCUUUGGCUCACAACUAAGCAAAGGACUCCAUUCAUCAUCUUCAAAGGGGGGAUGCCUCGGGCCAGCUAUGGUGACCGACAUUGUAUCUCUGUCCUACAUGGCUCCAAGCAGACUGCGUUUGACUUUACUUCUCGAGUCAUUGAUUUCUUUGUUGUUGAUGAGGGCGAAUCUGAAUCGGACUGUGAUGAGCCAAGUGCACUGCUUGUCCUAGCAGAGGAAGAGCUGGUAGCAAUUGAUUUAAAGACCCCUUCGUGGCCAGUGAUUCAGUCACCAUACCUGACACCUCUCCACUGUUCAGCAAUUACAUGCUCCCACCACGUAUCCAACAUCCCCAUUAAACUCUGGGAGAGAAUCAUUGCUGCUGGUAACAAGCAGACCUCUCACUACUCCAGUAAGCCAUGGCCUAUUGAUGGAGGGUACAGCACCGCCCCUGAACCCCCACAGAGAGAUCUGCUCCUCACUGGACAUGAAGAUGGGACAGUACGUUUCUGGGAUGCUUCUGGAGUGUGCCUGAAGCCUCUUUAUAAACUCAGCACAGUUGGUGUAUUUGUCACAGAUGCAGAUCACAAUGACAACUUGAAUCAGUCUGGGGAGGAUGAAUGGCCACCCCUCCGGAAGGUGGGCUCCUUUGAUCCAUACAGUGAUGACCCCAGGCUAGGAAUCCAAAAGAUUCACUUGUGCAAGUAUAGCAGUCACUUGACAGUGGCGGGCACUGCAGGACAGGUUUUGGUGUUGGAGUUGAAUGAUGAGGCUGCUGAUCAGGAGGUGGUCUGCACGCUCGUUGACAUCUUGCAAGACCAGGAUACGUUUAAGUGGAAAGGGCAUGAGCGUUUGAACCCACGUGAGGAGCCUGUCCAUUUCCCCGCAGGCUUCCAACCAUUUGUCCUUGUGCAGUGUCAGCCCCCAGCUGUUGUGACAUCACUUGCCCUACAUUCCGAAUGGAAACUCGUGACUUUUGGCACAAGUCAUGGCUUUGGGCUGUAUGACUACCAGCAAAAACGCACCGUUGUGGUGAGGUGUACACUCCACCCCAGUGACCAGCUGGCCCUUGAAGGGCCCCUCUCAAGAGUAAAGUCAAUCAAAAAAUCAUUACGACAUUCAUUCCGUCGGAUCCGGGGGACCAGAGCAUCGGGGAGAAAAAGAGCAAUACCUGGGAACAAUGCAGCUAAGGUACAGGAGGCCAAUGCUAGGAUGGACCGGGAGGCAUUAAAUGAGAUGGAGUUGGCCCCGGUGCAGCGCAGAAUUGAGGCUCGAUCCGCUGAAGAUUCCUUUACUGGAUUUGUUCGAUCACUUUAUUUUGCAGAUUCUUUUGUAAGAGAUGGAUCUUACCAUGGACCGUCACUGUGGGCUGGUACCAAUGGUGGAACCAUAUUUGCAUAUGCUAUUAACAUUCCGCCUGUGGAAAGGAGGAUGGAAGAGCCAGUCACUGCGACUCAGGUAAAGGAAAUCCAGUUAAUGCACAGAGCUCCUGUGGUUGGGAUCUUUAUUCUGGAUGGUCGAGGAAUCCUCCUCCCUGAACCACUAGAGGCAGCACAUGACCUUUCUAAGAGCCCAGACAUGCAUGGGAACCACAUGCUGCUGGUUAUAUCUGAGGAGCAGUUCAAGAUAUUCACUCUACCAAAAGUCAGCACAAAGAACAAGCUGAAACUGACAGCAGUUGAAGGGUCCCGCGUGCGGAAAGUAUCCGUGGCCAGCUUCAGCAGCAAUCGAGUGGAAGAUUACAGUGAGAAUGGGCUUCUGGUGCUUACAAACCUUGGCGAUAUCCAGGUCAUUUCUGUCCCUGCACUCAGAAGUCAGGUUCGGUAUGAGUGCAUCAGGAAGGAAGACGUCAGUGGAAUUGCGUCCUGCGUCUUCACAAAGUCUGGGCAAGGGUUUUACCUCAUCUCUCCUUCAGAAUUUGAGAGGUUCUCUGUUUCAUCAAAGUGGGUGGUGGAACCAAGAUGUGUUAUUGAUAUUGAUGAAGGAGUUGGAACCAGGGCUUCCCAUCAAAAAGCAGCGCAAGAUGGAGUGGUCAUGAAAGCCAACUCCAAGGAAUCGGAGCAUUCACAGCAGCUGCCAUCUGGAUUGAGUGAGGGUGAUGGAAGGAAAAUGGCAGAGAUCAUGGAGCAUGCACUGCUUAAUGAUGAGAGCGUUUUACUGGAAAUUCAGAGCACGCUUGAGUCUGAAUCGGCUCUAACUGACAGAUUGAGUUUUGGACACCUGGACAGGAACUCCAAAAACUCCGCUGGGGUACAGUCUCCAAAGCAAAGGAUGAUUAAUGGAGGUUGGUACAGUCAAAAUAUGACAAAAAAUUGUGCUUUUAUAACUGUUACCCCAGAUUUGAAGAGUUCCCCAAACACUUAACUUUUAUGACCUCGAUCCAUAAAGUACGGAAAUACAUUCUUUGGUCCAACUCGUUCAUGCUGACCAUCCUAAACUGAACUAGUCCAAUUUGCCUGCAUUUGGUCCAUAUCACUCUAAACCUUUCCUAUUCAUUUUGCCUAUCCAAAUGUCUGUUAAAUGAUGUAAAUAUAAUCGUACCAGCUUUCACCACUUCCUCUAGUAGCUCAUUCCUUACACA
Rhincodon typus (whale shark) is the source of this 3675-nucleotide messenger RNA. It is a transcript of the gene llgl2, whose product is annotated as LLGL scribble cell polarity complex component 2. Gene Ontology annotation, cellular component: cortical actin cytoskeleton; cytoplasm; plasma membrane. Gene Ontology annotation, biological process: regulation of protein secretion; regulation of Notch signaling pathway; cortical actin cytoskeleton organization. The record is from RefSeq and is a predicted model, not a curated record. NCBI's taxonomy places the organism in Eukaryota, Metazoa, Chordata, Chondrichthyes, Orectolobiformes, Rhincodontidae. The transcript is spliced from 26 exons. Gene Ontology annotation, molecular function: GTPase activator activity; myosin II binding. Bases 255 to 3458 code for a protein of 1067 amino acids.